Messenger RNA from Nymphalis io (European peacock), 4071 nucleotides. RefSeq names its product protein HIRA homolog (gene Hira). Lineage: Eukaryota; Metazoa; Arthropoda; Insecta; Lepidoptera; Nymphalidae. The transcript is spliced from 20 exons. Gene Ontology annotation, molecular function: nucleosome binding; protein binding. Bases 44 to 2692 code for a protein of 882 amino acids. Gene Ontology annotation, biological process: regulation of DNA-templated transcription; chromatin remodeling; DNA-templated transcription. The record is from RefSeq and is a predicted model, not a curated record. Gene Ontology annotation, cellular component: nucleus; HIR complex.
UGUUGUUACAUAUUUAGACACAUAUUUCUUAAACUAUUUAUAAAUGAAGCUCUAUAAACCCAGCUGGGUCAAUCAUGAUGACAAGCCAAUAUUUUCGGUGGACAUCCAUCCCACUGGAAAACGCUUUGCUACUGGAGGGCAAGGUGAAGACUCAGGAAGAGUUGUGGUUUGGAACUUUAAUUCUGUAUUAUUUGAAGAAGUCGAAUGGGAUUCAAAUGUUCCAAAAAUGCUAUGUCAAAUGGAUAACCAUUUAGCAUGUGUUAAUUGCGUGCGAUGGAGUAAUGGUGGUCGAUACCUGGCAUCUGGUGGAGAUGACAGUUUAGUAAUGGUAUGGGGGCUCAGCGUAGCCGUAGGGGCUACCGGUAAACACAAAGCUGAAACUUGGAGAUGCUUGACAACACUAAGAGGACAUGCAGGUGAUGUUCUGGAUCUAGCAUGGUCACCAUUAGACAAGUGGUUAGCAAGCUGCAGUGUUGACAAUACAAUAAUUAUUUGGAAUGCUGAAAAAUUCCCAGAAAUGGUGUGCGUAUUGAAUGGCCACACAGGCUUAGUGAAAGGUGUUGCUUGGGAUCCUGUUGGAAAGUAUUUAGCAUCUCAAUCCGAUGAUAAAUCUCUGAGAGUCUGGAAGACAGCUGAUUGGGCAUCACAGGCUGUAAUCACGGAAUCAUUUGAAGAGUGUGGAGGCACGACGCACGUGCUGCGGCUGUCGUGGUCGCCGGACGGGCAGUACGUGCUGUCGGCGCACGCCAUGAACGGCGGCGGGCCCACGGCGCAGGUGGUGGAGCGCGACAGCUGGCGGUGCGACAAGGACUUCGUGGGCCACAAGAAGGCCGUCACGUGUGCGCGCUUCAACAGUAACAUCUUCGUGAAGGAGGGCAAGAAGUGCUGCUGCGCGGCGGUGGGGUCGCGCGACCGCUCGCUGUCCAUCUGGCUCACGUCGCUCAAGCGCCCCCUGGUGGUGGUGCACGAGCUGUUCAGCGACAGCGUGCUCGACCUCUCCUGGAGCUCAGACGGGCUGAAGCUGUUGGCUUGCAGCACAGACGGCACCGUCGCCUGCAUUCAGUUCACGAAGUCGGAGAUCGGCACGCCGCUCACGCUCGAGGAGAAGAACGCCUUCUACGAGAAGAUAUAUGGGAAGUGUUUCGUGAACGAGCCCGGCGGCGAUCUCACGUCCAACUUGCUGGUGGAGUGCCCCGAGAUAUUGCUAGCUCGGGAGAAGCAGGAGUCCAAGAAGGAACCGCCAAAAGAGGAGACGAUACCGAAGAGCGAUAAAUCACAGCCCUACCCCCCCGCGCCGCUGCCCCCCCGGCCCGUGGACCGGCAGAUCGAGACGCGCACGUCGGACGGCAAGCGCCGCAUCACGCCCGUCUACAUCCCGCUCACCAGCGUCGACGCCAACGAGUCUUUGGGGUCGCAGCCCGCCACCGAGAACUGCUUCAGUACAUCCUCGCAGGGGAAGUCCCGCAUCAAGGUGGAGCGACGAGACGACAUCGUCAUACACCCCAACGUCAGCAACCACGCCACCGCCACCGUCCGGAACGACACCGGGCUGGAGCAGCGGUUGCGCAAGCGCACGGCGGCGUGCCUGCCGGGCCCCCGCGUAGACGAACUGCACGCCAAGCGCAGCUGCGCCUCGCCGCCCGCGGGGGCCUCAGGCUCCCCCUUAAAGACCGCCGGCCCCGUUGCACCCGCGCUGCCGGCGCCAGCGCUCGGAACCGCCGGACCGGUAGUGCGAACCGCGGGCGUCUUGAGAUUGCAGGUCGUGAACAAAGCGUGCAACACGCAGUACGGGACAUUAUCGAGACUCGAACUCAUACCGAACAACUGCGCCUCCAACGACCCCAUCUGGGAAACCUAUUUAGGGUCCCCGGUGACGUGCAUCGCGUGCGACGCGCGCUGGGCGUGCGUGUCGUGCGCGGACGGCGCCCUGCACGUGUGGAGGCUCGCCCGCGCACCCGCACGCGCGCUGCCGCACCUCGCGCUUCCGUCUCAAGCGGCCAAAAUGACUCUGUCCGGGGACACGCUGGCGGUGGUGACCACGUCCGCGGAGCUCGCCAUAUGGGACUUGUCCGCUGCCACGUGCCUCGUACGACCGCUUUGCUUUAGGAAUCUACUCUCGCAUGGUGUCACAGUAACUAAUUGUUCUCUACUUGAGGACGGCAACCCAAUGAUCUCACUCAGCAAUGGAAAAAGUUACAUCUAUUGCAAAAAGUUAUGCGCAUGGGUGGUGUGGGCGGACGCGGGCGACCCGGUGCGGCGCGCGGGGGGCGGCGCGGGGCCGCGCGCGCCCAGCCGCGCCCGCGCGCCCGCGCACGUGCCCGCACUGCGCACGCACCCCCGCUCGAAGGCGCUGUCGGGCGCGGCUCGCAGCUGGCUGGAGGCGCAGGUGGCGGCCUGCCUGCACCUGCGUCUGCCCACCGACUACCGACAUUGGUUCGUGGCGCUAUUCGACCACCUCGUCCACCAUGGAACAGAAGAGCAGUUAAGAAACAUAUUGGAUGACUUGCUCGGGCCGAGUCACUGCACGUCUACUCCUAAGAAAUGGCAGAAUACGAUACUGGGCCUAAAGAAGCACGAUAUCCUAGAGGAGCUGCUGGCGCUUCUGGUGCGGCAGCUGCAGUGGCAGCGCCUGUACGCCGAGUACGCCGACCAGCUCGCCCGCCUGGCCGGCGCCGUGCUCAACGGGCACUAGCGACCGCGCUUGGUGCGCGCUCUGUGCGCGCUCUGUGCGCGCUCUGUGUGCGCUCUGUGCGCGCUCUGUGUGCGCUCUGUGUGCGCUCGGGGGGGGGAGGCGUGGUGGAAAUAUAUACACGGACGUUGGACGAAGAUAUUCUGAAAAUAUUGUACUUGAUAUAUAUUUUUUUCUCGGUUUAUUAAAAACAUAUCGAGUCGUACAGCUAUAUGCUAAGCAGUAUGUGGCUAAGACACUCGAAGCUAACAUGUAAAGUUUAAGAAUCGCAGACAUGUUAUUGUGUUAUAACAACGGCAUUACUUUAAAUAGAAUUAAGUGAAUAUUUUUUUGGAAUGUGUUUAAGUAUAAUGUAUGGAGAACAUUUAUUCGCGUAGGUGCCAUUUGAACAAGAACUCUUCAAUUUCCAUUUAAUGACAAUUUGAUUUUUUCUAUAAGUGAGCCGAUGCUCCAAUUAUAAUGCUUCUUGGAUAUAAAGACAAUGCCAGAAACUUGAACUCAACUUGAAAAGUUGAGUGAGUGUAAAGCUUUGAGAGAAUUUAAUGGUGGUAGGGCGUCGUACAAGCCCAUAUGGGUAGGUACCACCCACUCAUCGGGUAUUCCACUGCCAGACAGCAAUACAUAGUAUUGUCGUGGUCCAUGUAACUACAGGUAAAAUGAACAUACCAUUUUAAUGUCAAGAUUGGUUGUGCAUUGGUGAUGUAAUGAAUGGUAAUAUGCCAGCGCCAAUGUAAUUACAGCGUGAGUUAGUCAGUGUAAUUACAGACAUAACGGACAUGACAUCUUAGGUCCCAAGGUUGGUGGCGCAUUGGCGAUGUAAGCGAUGGUUAACAUUUCUUACAAUGCGAAAGUCUAUGGGCGUUGGUGACCACUUACAAUAUACGCGUCCGAAUACCUAUACUAUAAAAAAAACGAAAGUGAGUUUGUUUGUUUACGUUUUAACUAUUCAACCGGUCGUCAUGAAAUUUCGUCAUGAAAAUCAGGGUGCGAAAAAGAGCAUAACGUAUCAAAUUAAGAACUAGACCCUUCUGACCCUUUAACAGUUAAUAUUAAAGUUAUUAGUUACUUUCAUCGCCGGCGAUGAAAGUAACUUCAAUAUUAAGUAUAAGUUGCGUUAAGUUAUUUCUUUUAUUUUAAUAUUCCAUGAUAUAUAAUAUAAGUUCCAUGAUAUGUAAUAUAAGAAAGUCGAGAUGGCCUAGUGGUUAGAACGCGUGAAUCUUAACCGAUGAUCGUGGGUUCAAACCCGGGCAAGCACCACUGAAUUUUCAUGUGCUUAAUUUGUGUUUAUAAUUCAUCUCGUGCUUGACGGUGAAGGAAAACAUCGUGAGGAAACCUGCAUGUGUCUAAUUUCAUUGAAAUUCUGUCACAUGUGUAUUCUACCA